UGUCCUGUGCAGGCAGCAGAAGGAACAGCAUCUGCUUAGACAACUGACCAGCUAUGAGUUGUAAGGAGCAUUGUGUGAAACUAAAUGAUGGUCAUUUCAUCCCCACACUGGGUUUUGGAACCUACACACCUGAUGAAGUUCCUAAGAGUAAGGCCUUGGAGGCUACCAAGUUAGCUAUAGAUGCCGGCUUCCGCCAUAUUGACACUGCUUAUGCAUACCAAGUGGAAGAGGAGGUAGGGCAGGCCAUUCGAAGCAAGAUUGAAGAGGGCACUGUGAAGAGGGAAGAUAUAUUCCUCACCUCAAAGCUUUGGUGUACUUCCCUUCAUCCAGAUCUGGUCCAACCUAGCUUGGAAAGAUCACUGGCAAGCCUCAAACUGGACUAUGUUGACCUCUAUCUCAUGCAUUAUCCAGUGGCUAUGAAGCCAGGGGAUGACCUUUAUCCAACUGAUGAACAUGGAAAAUUGAUAUUGGACACAGUGGAUUUUUGUGCCACAUGGGAGGCCAUGGAAAAGUGUAAGGAUGCGGGGUUGGCUAAAUCCAUUGGGGUGUCCAACUUUAAUCACAGGCAGCUAGAGAGGAUCCUGAACAAGCCAGGACUCAAGCACAAACCUGUCUGCAAUCAGGUAGAGUGCCAUCCGUAUCUCAACCAGGGAAAGCUGCUGGAUUUCUGCAAGUCAAAGGAUAUUGUUCUGGUUGCCUAUGCCGCUCUGGGAACUCAAAGAUACAAACGAUGGGUGGACCAGAGCUCCCCAGUACUCUUGAAUGAUCCAGUUCUUGGUGCCAUGGCAAAAAAUCACAAUAGCAGUCCAGCUCAGAUUGCCCUUCACUACCAGCUACAACGUGGAGUUGUGACCCUGGCUCACAGUUUCAUGGAAAAAGAGAUAAAAGAACAUACAGAUUUGUAGACCAUCGAAAUUUUCCAUUCACUGAUGAGUAUUAACACGAAAGCUCUUUUCAUGAUCUUGCCUGAAGUUAUCUAGAGAUCGAUGGACAACUUUCAGAUGCUGAUGAUUGGACCCAUCACUUGUCAAUUCAUGCUGCUUAGAAAUUCAUACUCAGCUUAAACUAAAUCCACAAAUUUCAUAGAGAAGGCAUUGAAUUUGUUAUCAAACAAAUAUGAGAUUUUCUCCAUAGAUCUUUGAUUAUCUCAAUACUUGUGUGACUUGCUUCUUUUUGAAUAUUAUGACUGAAAAAUGAUUUGAUUUAGUCUGUGGUAAGAUGUCAGGAAACCCUUCUCUGAUAGCUAUUUCAGGAUAGGAAUGGGUCGUUUUUGGGCUCCAGAGAAAUAUCAGUUAACAGGAAGUUAUCAGUCGUUAUUCUCAACAAACCACUGAGCUUAGUUCAUGGUUCUAAGUCUUGAAGCUAAGGUACACAUUGCAAGGAUAUAUUAUAUAGCUCCCUACCAGGCAAGAUAUAGCACAGCUACUGGAAUCUGAGAGGUAUUCCUGUGGGAGGCUUAGGUAAAGAUGUUAGAGGGAGAACCAUGCAGGGAAGAUAAUGAGGAAGGAGGAAAGGUGAAGCCCGAAUAGGUUGAAUUGAACUUAUCUGUGCUUGGGAUGUACUGUCAAAUGCCUUUUUGCAAAGUACAUACAAAAGAUAGAAAGGAUCUUUAAUACAUUUUACCCAGUGCCAAUCUGAGACAUACCUAGCAUUAAUUAUAAAAGGAAAAGUGGGAGCCAGGCGCCGGUGACUCACGCCUGUAAUCCGAGCUACUCAGAUGGCUGAGAUUGGAGGAUCACAGUUCAA
Dipodomys spectabilis (banner-tailed kangaroo rat) is the source of this 1746-nucleotide messenger RNA. RefSeq names its product aldo-keto reductase family 1 member C13-like. Gene Ontology annotation, cellular component: cytosol. The transcript is spliced from 9 exons. Gene Ontology annotation, molecular function: bile acid binding; androsterone dehydrogenase [NAD(P)+] activity; aldose reductase (NADPH) activity. The record is from RefSeq and is a predicted model, not a curated record. Gene Ontology annotation, biological process: daunorubicin metabolic process; prostaglandin metabolic process; doxorubicin metabolic process. Bases 54 to 905 code for a protein of 283 amino acids. Lineage: Eukaryota; Metazoa; Chordata; Mammalia; Rodentia; Heteromyidae.